Molecule: messenger RNA, 2467 nt
Organism: Vespula pensylvanica (western yellowjacket)
Lineage: Eukaryota; Metazoa; Arthropoda; Insecta; Hymenoptera; Vespidae
Product: 2-phosphoxylose phosphatase 1
Exons: 4
Coding region: 778-2346 (522 amino acids)
Biological process (GO): dephosphorylation
Molecular function (GO): phosphatase activity
Source: RefSeq, a predicted model, not a curated record
CGUAGGAGGUAGUGACUGGAAAAUGUGUCCGUGUAUAUAUCUAUACAUAUAUGUACGUAGUCGCGCGAAAGCACGGCGCUGUCUUCGAUAAGAAUAAACGUUAGUAGAGGGAUUUCGGGUGAGCCUGUUCCCGGUCGGCUUAAGCUCGCGCAAGCUCAAGCUAAGAGGAGAAAUGAGCGCUUGCGCGUACCUACUACUACUCCUACUCGACCUAACCUUGAUUAGCGUCGACAGGAGGAGCGGCUAUGCGCCUCUCGGAAACGCAAAAAGUCGAUUCCCGUGGGUGGUCGCGACGCGUUUCGGCGUCGCGACGACGAGGAACGUCUAGUUGGCGAUCAUCGUAAGCGACGAGAGCUUCGUUCGACUUAUGAAAGGAAGUUGUGCUACUGCUAUUGUUACUACUAUCGUUACUACUCUUAUUCCUGCUAUCGCUGUUGCUGUUGCUGCUGUUAUCGUUGCCAUUGCUACUACUACCGUUACUGCUACUGUUACUGUUUCUCCUGUUGCUGAUGCUACUGAUGCUGCUAUGUCGUCGAAAGGACGCUCGAACGAGGCCUGAACAACGAGGAUGCGGUUUAGAUCCGUAAACUCGAUCAACCGGAUCCAGAUCCAAACUGAUCGACCGACCACCAACACCAACAAUCUCCUAACUUAUUGUCAUCGUCUUUAUCGUCAUUGUCGUCGUUACCGUUAUCAUCGUCGUAACGCCUAUCCUCCUUCGUCCUCUUCGUCGUCAUCGUCAUCUCACGACGUUCCUCGAACCAACUCGAUCCUAAAAUGCUGGCGGAAAUGGUCCGUAUCUCUUACCAACAUCGUGCAUUCUACUGCUACGUGAUUCUCAGCGUUUGGAUCUUCCUGCUGGUCGCAGGAAUGUACAAAUAUAUCGGAGUCGAUGAGAAGAGUUCGAUGCAAGCUAGAACAUUGAACGGUGAUUUGUUGAUAAAGGAAUACCCGCGUAAUUUGAAAUCGGAUAUUAAAACAAAGAAGAUAUUUCGAUUUUGUAAUUCUCCGAAUGACAUUAAAACAGAAGUCGAAGGAAAAAUUGAUGGAAGUUUGACAUUGGGCGGUAUAGUGAUGUUUAUUCGUCAUGGAGAUCGAGGACCCUUGGCUCACAUAAGAAAUAUAAGCGCAGUUAAUUGCGCCGGCGACUUUAGUACACUUCCGGAAUUAGAAAACGUUUAUUCGAAUUAUCUAGCUUUUCUACAAAACGUCUCGAGUUAUUCCAGAACGGCAUGGGCACAAUUUUUAGGACCAUUCCAUGGAUUCCCAAUGUUACCGAGUAAUUCCAAGGACUGUAAGAUCGGACAACUUACGACGCUCGGUAUUGGACAAUUGUUAAAAACCGGAAUCAUAUUGAGAAAUGCGUAUUACCAUAAGCUUAAUUUAGGAAACGGUACUAUAUCUAGCAAGGAUGUUGUCGUUUACAGUACCAGAUAUAGAAGAACGGUACAAAGUGCCGUUGCAUUGUUGUAUGCGCUAUUAGAAAAUGAUACCUUUCAAAAUCUUGCUAAGAUAACGUUACAGGAAAGUCAAAGUUACGCAUUUUGUAACGUCGAUUGUGUCUGUCCGGCUGCUGAACGAUUUUUUAAACAACACUUGAAGGAAAUGUCAGAUUAUUUGAAAUCUCAUCCUGCAGUGACCGAUCUGAUAAGACAGGCAUCUAGCGCGGUUUUCGAAAUUCCAGAACAAGCUCAAUCCGUUGAUCCAAAUACUUUAAGAGACGCUAUAUUAACGUACGUGUGUCACGGUGCCUCUCUACCAUGUGUAGAUUUUGAAACGCAACGAAUUUGCGUUAAAACCGAACACGUAACCGGUCUUUUCACGUAUACCGAAUGGGAAGCUAAACAACUUGCUAAGAGUAAUAGUAGAAAAAAAUAUGGUUUACUUAGAGCAUAUGGACUGCUACGUAGUAUAGUAACUUAUAUGCUUCGUAUUAUAUCUGAAGCCAAACCGAAAAUAGUUUUAUACUCUGGUCACGAUAAAACAUUAGAAUAUCUUGCCACAGCAUUAGGUAUAGUCUCCGAUAAAGUAACCAUACCGCAUUAUGCUUCCCGUUUUAUUAUCGAAGUAUAUAAGAUUAACUCUAAAAAUGAAGAUCACGUUGCCAGUGAUUUUUACUUUCGCGUAUUGAUUAACGGUAAAGAUUUUACGCAAAAGAUACCAUUUUGUAGAAAUGCCAAUUUUUAUAGCGCCACAUACGUCGAACACGAUGACACCAACAAAACAAAAAAAGAUUCGAAACUCUGUCCGAUCGAAACGAUUAUAAGACACUUGCACGAUGAUUAUUUUGUACCUUUCAAUGCAACUAAUUUUAAAGAUGCUUGCUCGGCCAGGAAACACGUAUAGUUUUAAUUAAAAAGUAAAUAUAUAAUCGAUGAAAGACCAUUAAUUGUUAAGUUUCAUCUAAUUAUAAUGUAAUUGAUUUACGUUAGGAUGUCGUUUUGUUUGUACGGAUAAUUCUUCACGU